AUGCGUUGCAUUUUCAGGCGGCUGACUGCAGCAGGAGCAUGCAGGAGAUGGACAGCCCCAGCUCUUCAGGACCCCUGCGUGUUUAUACCAUGUGUCUCAGGAGCGGCGGUACCCCGUCUCUACAGCACGGGGGCGUGGUAUCAGAUGGAUCUGCCAGGGCCCAGCCCCAGAGAGAGAGGCUCCCAGGAGAGGACGAGCAUCCUGAAGAGUCCAGGGGUCCCGGAGGUGGGGAGGCUGUCCCGAGAGGGGCUGACAGAGCUGCUGCAGAGGAGCCUGGUCUACAGAGCCGGUCCUCUUGUGGCUCUCAAUAAACCUCCUGGACUGCCCAUAACAGGUGACGAGCUGUCUUUGAGCACCGUGCUGCCCGACCUGCAGGGGGCACUGUCUCUCUCGGGGGAGCUGCACAUAGUGAAAACCGCGGCCCGAGACCAGUCAGGACUGGUCCUGCUGUCUACGUGCCAUCACACCACCAAUCACCUUGAAGAUAACUUUCGCAAAGCCAGGAGGCAGAAGACCCCUACCGCCACCUACUGGGCAGUGACGGUGGGGACUCCGGACCCCCCCGAGGGAGAGAUCGACGUGCCACUUAAGCUGCAGACCAUCGGGGCGCUCCAGCUGGUGGUUCCUGAGCUGAGUCCCUCCAGAGGCAGCGUGACUCGCAGGGAGGUGAAGAGGACUCGAACCCGAUACCGAGUGCUCGACUCGGGGGCCGGCUGCUCCCUGCUGCAGCUGCAGCCCCUCUCCACCUUCCAGAGCCAGCUGCAGGUGCACCUCAGUGUGAAGCUCAGCCCGGUGCUGGGGGACCAUGUCUACUCACCCAGGGUGGGCCGAGUCCUGGGGGUGCCCAUCUCGCUGCCUGUGGAGACCGCCCUGCCGCGCACACAGGUCCUGCAGGAGGCGCUCUUGCGCAGGAUGCGUCUCACACAGCAGCAGAUGCAUCGUAUGCCCCUGCACCUCCACCUGCUGCAGCUGCAUCUCCCUGCCCUGGGGAAGGGGCGAAAGGAGACUGCAGUCACAGCCCCGCCCCCGGAAUACUUUCUCAGAACUCUGUGCUUGCUGGGAUUAACACCUCCUGAGGGGAGGGGCUAACAGAGCCAGAGCCCCGCCUCCGGAACGCUUAAUCAGAACACUGGUCUUGAGAGACCCGUCCAGGGGAGGAGCUAACAGAGACUGGCGCCAGAGAUCCGCCCCCAGACUAUUUCAUGCAAAUAUGUAAAAGGUUAAAUGUUCAGAGAAUCAAUAAGUGAGAUUAAUCAGGGGACUGUACACAAUUAGGUGUAUAUGAAAAUCUCUUUCAAGUGUAUGGUAUACGGUAAUAUUUACAAUUGAAAUAUAUGCCAAGUAAAACACACACCAGAAAGUUAUAUAAUAUGACAAAAUGUUUAUUAGUGCAAAUUCAAAACACAAAUAUUUUCACCUUACCGCUGCGGUCAUCCAGUCAUUCAAUCCAGUCACAACGUCUGGGUUUGAGAACAAAUCACAAGUUAGUAUUAAACUCUGCAUGGUUUUCAAAAGUUUAAAAUCUAGUUCAAGCCACUGGAUCAUAUCUCCCUCACAAGGUGGCCCUUUUGUACUGUGCAAAAUAUCUUGAAAUAAAAACCUGACUUUAAAAUAAAACAUGACUA
This is a messenger RNA of Acipenser ruthenus (sterlet), 1625 nucleotides long. RefSeq names its product mitochondrial mRNA pseudouridine synthase RPUSD3-like. Gene Ontology annotation, biological process: pseudouridine synthesis. Bases 1 to 1089 code for a protein of 362 amino acids. Gene Ontology annotation, molecular function: RNA binding; pseudouridine synthase activity. The transcript has 9 exons. Lineage: Eukaryota; Metazoa; Chordata; Actinopteri; Acipenseriformes; Acipenseridae. The record is from RefSeq and is a predicted model, not a curated record.